AUGCCAGAUGAGAAAUUGUUUAAAAGGAGGGAGGUGAUGGAAGAGGAUGCGCUGUCAAAAACCUGGCGGGGUAGGAGGGACAGGGGGUUUGGCUGGCAAACAACGCAUCGACCGAACAGGCUGAGUAUUGGCAAUUUCCAGUUCCGAUACAAAACGAGGCAGGAAUCUCCCCCGCCGCCCUUCCCUCAAGAUAUUCCCACAAAUCCGUUCUUCAAUGCAGUCGAAACGAGCCACAUAAACUUCAUCCCCAAGAAUAUGGCUUCCCAAGCCCCGUCUACCCCUUCUGGCUCCCAGCCUGAGGGCCCCUCCACCACUGGCAAUCUACAGAGAGCCCAUACUGUUGACCCUCACAGCGAUGAUGAUAUAUCGCUCGCUCCCCCAUCUCUUAUUCCGCCUAGAGAAAUGGUCACUUGCUUAGAAUGUCUUACAUGGAUUGCUAGUGGACAACGCCCGGCUGAGAUUUGUAGCUUCAGCUACUGUGGUGUCGACCGAAAUCUCAAUAUCCCGUACUUACAGUGCACCCGAGCUACUCUGGGCCGUGUUGACUAUGCGCGGCAGAUAUGGGAGAUCUACCAGCAGCUUGACCCAGCGGAGCAGGAGUUUUGGAAUCUACUCAACGAGGCCAACUCAUCGGAUGAGGAGCACCCUGAGUACUCGGAGGAGAAUCCUAAUGGGGAGUCCUAA
Messenger RNA from Penicillium argentinense, 684 nucleotides. RefSeq lists its product as uncharacterized. The transcript has 3 exons. The record is from RefSeq and is a predicted model, not a curated record. The coding region runs from base 1 to 684 and encodes 227 amino acids. NCBI's taxonomy places the organism in Eukaryota, Fungi, Ascomycota, Eurotiomycetes, Eurotiales, Aspergillaceae.